AUGUCGGUGGCGCUCGACGUGAACACUGUCACGACGACUCUCUGGCCAGCAGUAGGGAGGGUGACGCGUCCGACAGGGCAGUUUGUGAAUGUGACUCUAGUCGGUAGAGGCACGACGCGCUUCACUAACAUCGCCUUUGAUCCGAAUGAUGAGGCGACGUUUUAUGCAAGCAGCAGCGAUGCAGCAGUGUACAUUUUUUCGCUGCGAGGGAAUUCUGUGAAGCUGUUCGCUGCACUCGAGCAUCCCAUUUCCGCCAUGGCGUGUUGUGGCAGCAGCGAGAGUCCGAUGUUUGCCUGUGCAACAGAAGACGGCACGCUUGUGUGGAUUGACUGCAGUACCAGCCGCAUUCUCCGCCGCGAGAAGACGCCACACCAGCACACAAUUCGUAUGAUCCGCGCCCCGGCUUGGCGUGGCUGCAUGUGGAUGGCUACUCUCUCAUGUGACACGCUGGCCGUGUGGAACGUGACGCAGAUGGUGUGCGGCAUGCACAGUCACAUGACAACCGGGAAUACCCGACACAAUUUCAUGACUGUACACGCGGAAAGGAACCUCAUAGUAACAGUAGAGUUCUCUGGUCGUGUAACAACGUGGGAUGCUGGAACUUUAUUACCAAUCAGGGCAGUAGUGGUGGACAUGCGGCCGCGUACUGCAGUUGCGUGCCAAAAUUUCAUCGCCAUUGGUGGCGCAGACGCGACAGUCGGAUUCUUGAAGACGGUGGAUCUAUCUUCCAUCAACUUGGUUCAACUCUCCACCGCGCCAGCCGCAACGCGCUCACUGUCCAUUAUCAAUGAUGACCUCCUAGCAUGCGAGCUUACGGACGGCACCAUUGUAUUCAUGGUCGUCAGCAGUUACUCAGUGUCAUUCGCCAUGGCAGCGCCGUACAGUGGCGCUGUACCGAAGAGGCCAGCGACAUUCAACGCCUCAGGGCCGUCAUUUGGGGUCUUCACACACGGCGAGCAGUUGACUCUCUUCCACCUCCCCACUGCACGCCAAUAUUAUCUGCGGCACACGCGAUGGAACGGCUCUGACCCUAGCCCCCAGCUACCACGACAGGUAUACCCAUUUGUCCAAGAAAGGAGCGCUACGCGCACGGAGGCACACGCACUCAUGGAAGAAGAAAGUAUCAGUGAUACAACGCUCCCGCGCCCCACCGUUAAGCUGAGCAAGUUGCAGGUCUCAAAGUGGGUAAAGGUUGACCUGCUUAACUCGGACAGUAAUGCAGCUAGGUCAUCUGGUUGUAUUCGCGAGACCGUACCCAACCGGAAGGCGCAAGAAAGGUCCUCUGUUGAAGUUUCGAACAAGGAAAAAGAAUUAUCGUUGCGUCCGUUCCUUGAUAGAGCGUCACGAGCCGCCAACAUGGAAUAUUUGAGGCGGCUGUUGAUGCGUUAUGGUGUCUUUCCGGAGAAGUACCGCCUCAUCACAUGGCGCUUUCUCCUUCAACUACCAGAGCGGCGCUUUACGGCACCGCAGUAUGCCCAACUCUUGGCCAAGGGUCCACAUCAAUCCGUGCCGUUCCUAAUGAAACCCUUCCCUCUAAAGGAUAAGAAGCUGCGGAGCUCCAUGGAAAGAGUACUGUCGAUUCUGGCCUGGCAUGUGCCCAUGUUUUCUGUGAUCCACUUCCUGCCUAUGGUUGUGUACCCGUUUCUGCGUGUGUGUGGUGAUGAUACGCAGUCGAUUGUGGAGAUUGUUCUCGCAUUUCUUUCCAACUGGGGGAAGGAGUUCUUUCAGUACUACCCAGAACGUCCUGUUACACUUAUGACUUUGCUGAACCAGUUGCUCCGAAGUGAGGACGUGGAGCUACACAGCCAUCUCGAGCAGCGCGGGAUCGUGGCGGAGGAGUGGGGAUGGGAGGCCCUUUCCUCCCUGUACACCGACAUUCUCACUUCUCCUGCAUGGCUGCAGGUGAUGGACCAUGCCUUCUUCAACACACCGCUGUGGUUAUUCCUCUUCCACAUCCAAUGGCUGGUGAGCAUUCACGAUAAGCUUAUGGAACUCCCCGGGGAGGGGGAACUCAGGGCAGCUCUGUUGACGACGCACUCAAUCGACGUCAAUAGUGUCAUUGCUGAGACUUACAGACUGUACGAGCAGUUCCCCAAAGAAGAGUUGACAAUUCCUUACAGCAAGUUUCAUACAUUUGUGGACUAUGUGUACCCUACACUGUGGAAGUACAACGAGGAAACAAUCAACCAGAAGUUAGCGGAUUUACAGCAGACUCUGCAACAAAAGGAGCGUAUGGAGGAGGCACGCCAGCGUAUUCAUGGUGUUGGGGAUCAACUUUCACAGGCGGAGAUACUUAAAGAAGUGUUUAUUGAAAGGAAGCGGGCGGAAGUUGCGGCGCGACUCACUGCAGCGAGCGACAGCUGGAAGCAUGAAGUGACGCGUGAAAAGGAAAGCCAGCAGGUACGCGACAUGGAGAAUAUGACUCGACUCCAGACGAUGCAACAGCAGAUCGAGCAUGCAGAACGUUUGGAGGCCCUCCAUGAGGAAAUAGCGUCCGCACGUGGACAGGUUGCCGACCUCUUACAGACCAGGGAGAAGGAGGCGUUGCAUUGGAGGCGGGCAGAACGCCUAACUGGCCAUGAGUUGGAGCGCCUAGAGAAUGCCGCCCAAGAACGACUGGCAAGGGCCAUGAAGGCUCUCCAGGAAGAGGAGGAAAAGGUGGAACAGUUGAAUCAAAGGGACACUUCACAUGUAAGUGCUGAAGAAGUUUUCCCGUGUCAAGCACCACCUUCACCACCAGCAACUGCAGCAACGCCACCCCCGGUAGCACAUUCAGCUGCGAACAGUAAACCUCCAACCGAGGUUCCCAGCUGUCCUGUAGAGGCAUAUCGCAUGCUCCAGAGCUGCGCGACUCGGGGGGUCGGUGAGGCAAUUCGGCCAGUAGACGAUCAUUCAUUACCUGUACCACUGCCACAUUCUUCUUCAUCUCCUGCUGCUGAUGGUGCUAGUGCUAGUGCUGCUGCUGCUGUUGCUAUUCAUCACCCCUUGACAGGCAGCAACCGGUCUGCGCCCAGCGGACCUCUGUACGAUAAUUUGCUUGCAAGUGGUAUGUCGUCAAGUCGAAGCGAAACCUAUAAGUCGACAACCACCGCUUCCCAUUUACAGGAACAACGAUGCUCUGGCAAUUGUGAUGAGCGUUCCUCAGCUGGUACCGUCCUGCUCCGUCCUCGCGGCCCUGAAGCUUACAGGCUGCUGCGCCCUCCGCAUUAA
Messenger RNA from Trypanosoma grayi, 3210 nucleotides. RefSeq lists its product as hypothetical. The record is from RefSeq and is a predicted model, not a curated record. Bases 1 to 3210 code for a protein of 1069 amino acids. Gene Ontology annotation, molecular function: protein binding. Gene Ontology annotation, cellular component: centrosome. NCBI's taxonomy places the organism in Eukaryota, Euglenozoa, Kinetoplastea, Trypanosomatida, Trypanosomatidae. The transcript has a single exon.